CCUUCCGCGCGAUUAAACUGUACUUCGAACAAACUUUUUGUUAGCUUCUACGCAAGUGUCAGGAAAAGUGCUUGACUGUAUCUUAAAUUGUAUGUCCCUUAACUCGUACUGACGUUACAUGAUGAGGAGCAGGGUCAGUAAAAGGGAUGGUUCAUCCUCCGCCGCCGCUAAAGAGCUGAGGACUGCCAAGCUCCAGAGGAGGCAGGCGACACCGUCCCGAGGCUGGCUGAAAAGGGGCUUAUUGGCCUGCUUUGUUAGCUUCAUUUUGGUGCCUGUCUUGCUCAGAAUACUCCCGGAAUUAAUCCAGCAUCUUGUUUACACUCACAGACUCAGGGUGCCAUUCUUCGUUGACCUCAGCCGACCUGCUGAUUUCUCCCUUAAUCACACCAUCAACAUGUACUUGACAUCAGAGGAAGGAAUCUCUCUUGGCGUAUGGCACACUGUCCCUGAAAGUAUGAGGAAAGAGGCACAGGGGAAGGACUUGGCGUGGUACCAGAACAGUUUAAGUGAUGGCAGUCCAGUUUUCAUUUAUCUUCAUGGGAACACAGGCACAAGGGCAGCCACUCAUCGGGUGGGAGUGGCAAAAGUAUUGAGUGCACUUGGUUACCACGCACUGGUGCCCGACUACAGAGGGUUUGGAGAUUCCACUGGGGAGCCGACUGAAGCUGGUCUUACCACUGAUGCCAUCUACGUGUACAAUUGGGUCAAAGCACGCAGUAGAAAGAGCCUGGUCGUCAUCUGGGGGCACUCUCUUGGGACUGGAGUGGCCACGAACACUGCAGUAAAACUGGCUGAGCAAGGAGUGGUUUUUGAUGGUGUGAUCCUGGAGGGUGCAUUUAAUAGUGCUCGACAGGAGAUAACAGUUCAUCCUUUUACUUGGUAUUACUGGAAAUUCCCGGGCUUUGAGUACCUUUUCCCAGAGCCAUGGGCAGAGAACAAGGUAGUCUUUCCUACAGAGGAAAAUCUGAAGAAAAUGAGAAACCCAAUCCUUUUCCUUCAUUCAGAGGAUGAUCACUUGGUUCCCAUUCAGAUUGCUCAGCAGAUGUAUGAGGUAGCAGCGAGUGCCCAGAAUGGAGAGCAAGUCAAGCUGGUGUCAUUUGAUGGUUCUCUGGGGUAUCUGCACAACGGGUUAUAUAGAGACCCCCAUCUGCCUGACAUUAUAACGUCGUUUGUGCAGUCCUUGUAAUGUUGGGAAGAUGACUGAAGCAGAAAAACUGUGCCAGAUUUCACAUGCAGAGAACUUUUUUCAUUUGAUCACACACUACAUUCAUGUGGUUUGUCUUAACGGCUACAUACAUGAAAAAUGUGGGUUUUACUUUAAAUAUCUGAUUGUUAUGAUUGAAGUGUUUGUGUUGAACAUUUAUUAUUUGAGAAUGAAUGCAAAAAUGUUGGUAAACUUAGAUCAUCAUGAUUAUAAUUGUUCUUUCCACAUCUGUGGUUAAUUUAUUAAGAUUUAUCAGAACUAGAAAUAACAUUCCCAUUGGAAAUGCAAUUUCGAUGAGCUGUUGUUGCUCUAGGUGCCCUCUCCUGGGCAUUGUUGUGCGGUGAUAAUGCCCAUCUAUAAUACUGGAUAAUGAGUUUGGUAAUCCAGGGCUUAAAAUAUCUUGGUGUCAGUGACAUUUUAGAAUAAUACAAGGAGAACAGCUGAGACAUGUCUGUUCAGCAUCCUUGUAUGUGGUUUUAGAAAACCGUCAUUUCUGAUAUUCUGAGUUCUUUCGUUGAAUACAUAGUUCAUUCAGCUGGGUUCAAAGAAUGUCAGUUCAGAUGGCAUUGCAGUUUAAUUACAAUAAAUUUUGCCUUUGUCCCCAGCAGUGCAUUGCUGUUUCUGUCUUGCACUGCUUGAUGCAAAAAAAACACAUUAACGUAUUGGACUCGUUUGGAAAAACUCUGGAGGAGAUAUCCACCUCGCAGAAUUCAUGUAGGACCACUUUAACCUCUCUAUACAGCCUAUUAAUCCAAAAACAGCGUAAUAGUAAAACACUGACAGGGACAUUUUUUCUGCAUAAUGAGUACUUUUACUUUUGAGACUUACUGUACAUCUGUAGUAUACUUACAUACUUUUACUUGAGUGAGAUGUUGAAUGCAGAAGUUUUAAUUGAAGUGGAGUAUUUUCACAGGAUGAAAAGGCUAUCUUUAUUUAAUUGAAAGAUCUGAAUACCUCUGCCUUAGCUGUUUACAGGAAAAAUAAUACUGGAAUAACUUUGAACUCUUGCUUUAGAUGGAGCAUUGUCUAAGACAAGUGUGUUUUUAUUAUGCAUGGUUCUGAUAAGAGAAGCGCAACUAACUUUACAAAAGACUUACAAAGUGAAGGCAUCAUAGGUGUCUAGCCAUGAGGGGAUAUGUAUAUAUCUUAUGUUCUCAUAAUUCGUCUUUUAAUAGGAUUUAUAAAUCGACGUUUGUCCGCAUUAUUGUCAGAGAAGCGUAAAAAUAAAUACGGUCCCACUAGAUAAAAUGAAAACUUAUGGUCCUUGUGAAUGUUUAAACCUGCAUUCCAAUGCACGAAAAGUGAGACCUUGUUCAGACAACUUUAGGGCCAUCAGGAGGCCUCAUCACACAGUGCACAGACCUGUUUGUUGUGCUCGGGAAUCAUGUUUCAUGCACCAGCCCUGUCAAAGUUGAGGCGAAGCGCCAGUCUUGGCAGUCGGAUGACGUGGCUGAAGGUUGCGGACGAGGCGCCGAC
This is a messenger RNA of Chelmon rostratus (copperband butterflyfish), 2680 nucleotides long. RefSeq lists its product as uncharacterized. Lineage: Eukaryota; Metazoa; Chordata; Actinopteri; Chaetodontiformes; Chaetodontidae. The transcript has 13 exons. Gene Ontology annotation, molecular function: phosphatidylcholine lysophospholipase A1 activity; monoacylglycerol lipase activity. The record is from RefSeq and is a predicted model, not a curated record. Gene Ontology annotation, biological process: monoacylglycerol catabolic process; phosphatidylserine catabolic process. The coding region runs from base 119 to 1186 and encodes 355 amino acids. Gene Ontology annotation, cellular component: endoplasmic reticulum membrane.